UAAUUAAUAUAUAGUAGCAAAGUGUUACAAUUCAAAAGUCACAUGUAAACAGGAACAAAGAGGUGUUCCAAGAAACUACAAAACUAGUACUCAAUCCCAUCUUUUUGCAAUCCCAGUUUCACCGAUCUCUAGGAGAGGAUGGAUUAUCAGUACAUUCUAGGAGGGAUUAUGGCUUGUAGUUUUGCUUUUUUGUAUGUUGUGUACAGUUUUGGAGCAAAGGUCACAGAUUCAAGUUCAAUACAUGUAAAGAGUAAUGAAUGUGCAAAGAUAUCAUCAGAGAAUGGAAUAUGCUCACAUGAGGAUGCAGGAAGUGCUGACAUCAUUAUUGUGGGUGCUGGGGUUGCUGGUUCAGCUCUUGCUUGCACUCUUGGAAAGGUAGAAGUAGAAGGCUUCUAUUUCCUGCACAUGUUUGAGUUUGAUGGACGGCGAGUGCAUGUAAUUGAAAGGGAUUUAAGUGAACCUGACAGGAUCGUGGGUGAAUUGCUACAACCUGGGGGCUAUCUUAAGUUAAUUGAGUUGGGUCUUGAGGAUUGUGUGGAUGAAAUUGAUGCUCAGCAAGUCUUUGGCUAUGCUCUGUAUAAGGAUGGCAAAAAUACCAAACUCUCUUAUCCCUUGGAAAAUUUUGGCUCUGAUAUUUCUGGGAGAAGCUUUCAUAAUGGCCGUUUCAUACAGAGAAUGCGAGAAAAGGCUUCAUCUCUUCCAAAUGUAAAAUUAGAACAAGGAACUGUCGCAUCUCUACUUGAGGAAAAAGGAACCAUCACUGGGGUGCACUACAAAACCAAAAGUGGUGAAGAGUUCACAGCAAAGGCUCCCCUCACCAUAGUAUGUGAUGGUUGUUUUUCCAACUUGAGACGUUCUCUUUGCAAUCCUAAGGUUGAAGUACCCUCUCAUUUUGUUGGUCUGGUCUUGGAGAAUUGUAAUCUUCCAUAUGCAAAUCAUGGACACGUCAUCUUAGGUGAUCCUUCCCCCAUUUUGUUUUAUCCCAUCAGUAGCACUGAGAUUCGCUGUUUGGUUGAUGUGCCUGGCCAAAAAUUACCUUCCCUUGGUAGUGGUGAAAUGGCCCGUUAUUUGAAAACUGUGGUAGCUCCUCAGGUUCCUCCAGAGCUGUAUGAUUCAUUUAUUGCAGCUGUUGACAAAGGAAACAUAAGAACCAUGCCAAAUAGAAGCAUGCCUGCCUCACCUUAUCCCACACCAGGUGCCCUUCUAAUGGGAGAUGCCUUCAAUAUGCGUCACCCUUUAACCGGAGGAGGAAUGACUGUGGCUUUAUCUGACAUUGUUGUGCUAAGGGACUUACUUAAACCCCUUCAUGAUCUCCAUGAUGCUUCUGCUCUUUGCAGAUACCUUGAAUCAUUCUACACCCUACGCAAGCCUGUAGCAUCUACAAUAAACACACUAGCCGGGGCAUUGUACAAAGUUUUUUGUGCAUCUCCUGAUCCAGCUAGAAAGGAAAUGCGCCAAGCAUGUUUCGAUUACUUGAGCCUUGGAGGUGUUUUCUCAGAUGGACCAAUAGCUCUACUCUCUGGUCUAAAUCCUCGUCCAUUGAGUUUGGUUCUCCAUUUCUUCGCCGUCGCUAUAUAUGGUGUUGGCCGCUUGCUCAUACCAUUUCCUUCUCCAAAACGGAUGUGGAUUGGAGCUAGAUUGAUUUCAGGUGCAUCAGGCAUCAUUUUCCCCAUUAUUAAGGCUGAAGGGGUGAGACAAAUGUUCUUCCCAGCAACUGUGCCAGCAUAUUACAGAACCCCUCCUGUCCAUCCAUUGAACACACAUGAAGGAAAUACAUGGAAUUAAUAUAUAAUGGUUCCCUUUUCCCACAUUCUUUCCACCUGUAGUAUUCCAUUUCUGCCAUCAAGAAUAAGAGAGGGAACUCAUUCCAUAAUUAGGAUACUCAUUUUGUGCAACUGCAACCAAUAUUAUAGUAUAAAAAAAACUUGAAUUUGGGACCCGAGAAAGAAGUUCCAAAACUAAUCGUGCAAUUAUUCGAGUUAAAAAAUGCUAAGGUUUGUCUUCAAUGCAAAUUGGUGUUAUUAUAUGGCUACUAUUAUGGUAUAUUGGUAUUGUAUGCAUAAUCACUUAGAUGAGGGGCAAGGUAAGUACACAGUGCAGAAAGAAGUUGUUGUAAUGUGACAAUUGAAGCAACCACCAAAAGGAAGAUAGUAUUGCAUUUGUCAAA
This is a messenger RNA of Glycine soja, 2167 nucleotides long. RefSeq names its product squalene monooxygenase-like. Gene Ontology annotation, molecular function: flavin adenine dinucleotide binding; squalene monooxygenase activity. The coding region runs from base 139 to 1785 and encodes 548 amino acids. The transcript has 8 exons. The record is from RefSeq and is a predicted model, not a curated record. NCBI's taxonomy places the organism in Eukaryota, Viridiplantae, Streptophyta, Magnoliopsida, Fabales, Fabaceae. Gene Ontology annotation, cellular component: membrane; endoplasmic reticulum. Gene Ontology annotation, biological process: sterol biosynthetic process.